Molecule: messenger RNA, 2024 nt
Organism: Penaeus chinensis
Lineage: Eukaryota; Metazoa; Arthropoda; Malacostraca; Decapoda; Penaeidae
Product: alpha-(1,3)-fucosyltransferase C-like
Exons: 10
Coding region: 93-1790 (565 amino acids)
Cellular component (GO): membrane
Molecular function (GO): alpha-(1->3)-fucosyltransferase activity
Source: RefSeq, a predicted model, not a curated record
AGAAAGUGCGAAAAAGGAGGAACGAAUCUCACGCUCCCUGCGACAUACAGACAUCCUGAGACAGUCCUCCCCAUUGCUCACGACGACGGAAAAUGUCCCGAACAAUGAAAGGAUUAACUUGUCCGAAAGGCGUAGCAGCGGCCAUGGCGGAGACUUCGGCUUCAUCGAGUGUCUGUCGAGCGAUUUUUCGUGCGGGAAGGAAGCGAGGAUUUCUCUCUUGCCUCCUCCUCCUUCUUCUUCUUCCUUUCUGGGUUUCUCUCGGGUUCCAAAACGUCUACCAUCUACGGCGUCACAGAGGGCUCCUUCAGAAGACGAUAAGUGAAAUACCGUUUAGCGUCACAAGUAAAACCGUAGAGGUGCCCUAUGACGUUACAAGUAAAGAGGUGGAAAUGCUCUCUGGCGUCACGAACAAAAGGUUAGAGACGCCCUUUGACGCCACAAGCAGUAAGCUUAAGACUCCAUUUUACGUCACGAGUAAAAAGCUAGAGACGCUCUAUGACGUCAAUGUCAAGAAGAUAGAUAAACCCAACGACUUUGCAAUUAAGAAGCGAAAUACACCUCAUGACGUCACAGAUACACCUCAUACCGUCACUGGUGUAAGACUAAAGACACCCCAUAGCGUCCCCAGAGAAAAGCAGUUAAUGCCCUUCAACGCCACGAGCGAAAAGUUAGAUAUGCCGCAUGACGUCACUCGCGAAAACUUACCAUCCUAUGAUGAUUCCAUGAAGAACGAUGACGUCAUGAACAGCAAUGUUGCUGGGGUAAACAACAACGAAAAUGGAAAGCAAGAAAAGAUCAUUUUACUGUGGAAGAAAUUUAAGAGGGAUGUUUCGGAAUGGCGACACAUAUUUUCCAGGCAGGAGCGGGGCGAGUGCGGGGGCGCGCCGUGCCGUGUGCUGUACGACAAGGCAUUCCUCCGGGAGGCCGACGCCGUGGUGAUCAGACCGACCGUGCGUCGCCUGCCGCGCGCCAGGACGCCGAGGCAGCUUUGGGUUCUGUUCUCCGUGGAGGCCCCGACGCACCCCGAAUGGAGCAUCGCCCGGGGCAGGAGGGGGAUCUUCAACUGGACUAUGACUUACCACCGGGACUCUGACGUGAUCAUGCCCUUUGGUCGCGUUCUGCCUCGCCUUCCCCACCACCGUCAGGAGAGAGAGCGCGAUCACUGGUCUGAGAAAAAUGCCUCGCGAUUGGCCGUGUGGAUAACAUCGCACUGCGAAACCCCAUCGCGACGUGAGGAGUACGUGGCUGCUCUUCGUCGGGUAGUCGACGUGGACGUGUACGGGUCGUGCGGGAACCUCUCGAGCGGGACGCGAGACACCAUCGUCUACAUGCCGAAGGAGGUGUCCAGCUUCCGCCUCGGCAACUCCUACAUGUUCUACCUCGCCUUCGAAAACUCAGUCUGCGAAGACUACGUGACGGAGAAAUUCUUCAAGGCCCUGGCCAUGGACGUGGUGCCCGUGGUGCUGGGCGGGGCCGACUACUCGUCCAUAGCGCCCCCGAACUCCUUCGUCGCCGCCAUGGACUUCGCCAGCCCCGUCCUCCUGGGCGCCCACCUGCUCUCGAUCGCUCGCAACCGCUCGCUUUAUAACAGCUUCUUCGCGUGGAAAAGCGAGUACCAGAUAGACCUUGGCUUUCCUUUUUACCCCCUGGUGUGUGAUCUGUGCAGGAAGUUGCAUCAAAGCAGUCGGCAAAAUGUGAGAACUUACACGGAUGUUGAGAGUUGGUUUAGAAAAGUAUCUCGCUGUCAUCCGUGGCAGAGACCAGGCCGUCAGCAGAGUCGAUUACCCUGAACUGGGAAUUCCGCGAGUGAAGAAGUUUAGUCCUUUCUCCGUCAGACUCACUCUCUUUCUCUUUCUCUCUCUCUCUCUCUCUCUCUCUCUCUCUCUCUCUCUCUCUCUCUCUCUCUCUCUCUCUCUCUCUCUCUCUCUCUCUCUCUCUCUCUGUCUCUCUCUCUCUCUCUCCUUUCGCGAGUGAAGAAGUUUAGUCCUUUCUCCGUCAGACUCACUCUCUUUUUCUUUCUCUUU